Messenger RNA from Megalops cyprinoides (Indo-Pacific tarpon), 1739 nucleotides. It is a transcript of the gene agmat, whose product is annotated as agmatine ureohydrolase (agmatinase). NCBI's taxonomy places the organism in Eukaryota, Metazoa, Chordata, Actinopteri, Elopiformes, Megalopidae. The transcript is spliced from 7 exons. The record is from RefSeq and is a predicted model, not a curated record. Gene Ontology annotation, molecular function: agmatinase activity; metal ion binding. Bases 93 to 1199 code for a protein of 368 amino acids.
CCUGAUAGUAUUUCUUCAGCUGUCAGCCAAUAUUAUUAAAAUAGUUUAGUAAAACUUUGGCCCCUUCAAAGUGAAGACAUUAACUUGCCACCAUGUUUACCUUUCUUAAACAAGCAAGCAAAAGGUCUGUUAGCGUUUUCGAAGCUUUGCGUGCGACGGGCACCAUUUCUGGAAUUGCACCGCAAACGGCAGGGUGGGGAGGAGAAUAUGCUGCAAGAGCUACAAACACAGAUCCGAAAAGGCGAUUCUCGGACAAGCGUUACAAUGUUCCUCCCAGUGCUGAAUUUGUAGCAAGAGUUUCUGGAAUUGCUACCAUGGGCAAGUUACCUUUCCAGGAGUCAGCAGAGGGGCUAGACGCGGCUUUUGUUGGAGUCCCGAUCGACACGGGCACUUCCAACCGUCCUGGUGCGAGGUUUGGACCACGUCAGAUCAGGGCGGAGUCAGCCAUGCUGAGGGCAUACAACGGGGGUACGAGGGCGGCUCCGUAUGAGUCCCUGAUGGUGGCAGAUAUCGGUGAUGUAAACGUCAACGUUUAUGAUCUGAAGGAUACCUGCAAACGGAUCCGUGAGGCUUACCGCAAGAUCGUAGCCACGGGCUGUAUCCCGCUAACACUGGGUGGUGACCACACCAUAGCAUACCCGAUUCUCCAAGCUGUUGCUGAGAAGCACGGUCCGGUGGGCUUGAUCCACGUGGACGCACAUGCCGACACCAGCGACGUGGUCCUGGGGGAGAAGAUUGGUCACGGCACGCCGUUCCGCCGCUGCGUGGAGGAGGGGCUGCUGGACUGCAAGAGGGUGGCCCAGAUCGGCCUGCGCGGGACCGGCUACUCCCCAGAUGCCUACCAGUGGAGCCGUGAGCAGGGUUUUCGUGUGGUGCAGGUAGAGGAGUGCUGGUUCAAGUCUCUCACACCCCUCAUGGCUGAAGUCAGGAAGCAGAUGGGGGAUGGUCCGGUCUACCUCAGCUUCGACAUUGAUGCCUUAGACCCUGCCUUUGCUCCAGGAACCGGCACGCCUGAGAUCGCCGGACUCACUCCCAUCCAGGCACUUGAGAUUAUCCGGGGCUGCCGAGGCCUAAACCUCAUUGGCUGUGACUUGGUGGAGGUGUCACCGCCAUAUGACACCACAGGUAACACUGCACUGACUGCUGCUAACCUGCUGUUUGAAAUGAUGUGCGUUCUUCCCAAGAUAAAAUACUACUGAAGUACUCCACAGUACAGUGACACCACCCAACAGUGUUAACAUUUUUACACUACAGGAAAAAUCAAGAUUGUAGUGAAUAUCAUAAUGGAUGGUCCACAUAAACAGUCCCACAAAUUUUUUCACGUAGUGCUCAUCACUCUUCUUAAUCAGUCAAUGGUUACUGUAAUUUCCAUUAUCUAACACUUUAUGAUGAAAUAUUUCACCCUCACUUUCCACAAAUACUUAUCCACUAGUCAUAAGUCAGUCUCCAUGAAUAGGUGUCAGAAUGUAUGAUGUAAAAUUUGUAUAUGCCAAGCAAACAAGACAGAUGUGUAAAAUAAAACAGUAAAUUAAUAGGCUCUUUAUGUCUGAGAAGAGAAAAAUCCCCAGCAACACCACUGGAGGAAUAUUUCAGUCAUUCAAUGACAGGUGUGGCAAUAAGUCAUUUCUGAAUGUCAACUUUUCACUAUGCAACAAGGAAAUGUAAAUUAACCCAUAAUUGUUGUGGCCAUUGCUACCUUCACAUAAUCCCAAUCCUUCACAGUGGAUUGCAUUUAUUUU